GUUUUUUUAGAUUUAAAGAAAGCAUUCGAUACAGUUGAUCACAGCCUUUUACUUAGCAAACUAUGUACAUAUGGGGUCAGAGGGGUGGCAUUAAUGAGAUAUGUGCUAUUUCAAAGUCUUUGAAAAUAAUAUUAUUUGCGGAUGAUACAAACUUACUGUGCUGUGGAAGUAACUUGGAACAACUUCUGAAUGAGCUAGAAAAUGAAUUAAAUAAUCUGAAGACCUGGUUUGACCAGAAUAAAUUAACAUUGAACCUGAGCAAAACAAAAUUCAUAAUAUUUGGGAAUCACACAUAUUCUACUAACAGUAAACUGACAAUAAAUAACACUGAAUUAGACAGAGUAUCUGAAAUAAAAUUCCUUGGUGUGAUAAUACAUCACAAACUAUCCUGGAUUCCCCCCAUUACUCAUAUCAAAGGCAAAAUAUCGAAGUCUCUGGCAAUUCUCUAUAAGGUUAAGGAUCUCAUAAAUCAAACAUCAUUAUAUACUCUCUAUUGUUCUAUUAUACUGCCGUACAUGACAUACUGUGUGGAAGUGUGGGGAAACACAUAUAAGACACACACCCAUCCAAUAUACAUUCUGCAAAAAAGAGCAAUAAGGAUAAUAAAUAAAGCUACUUCAAGAGAACCAUCAAAUCCACUUUUUAUCAAAUUAAAUAUUCUCAAAUUUAAAGAUUUGGUUGACCUCAGAACUGCGCAAACAAUGUACAAAGCAGCAAAUAAAUCUUUGCCCCACAACAUUCAGAACUUGUUCCAAAUAAGACCAAAUACUCAUGACCUGAGAGGAAUCCUUAUGUUCAGCAAGCCAGUAGUAAGGACAAAUGUAAAAUAUCAGAGCAUUACAGUCAGAGGAGUUAGUGUGUGGAACACCUGUACAGAUGAAAUCAAGACAAGUACAUCAAUACAAAAAUUCACACGAUUGUUCAAAAAUAAUAAAUUGCAUGAAUAUAGGAAAUCUUCCUCUCAGUGACUGAGUUGUCUCAUUGUGUCCUCA
This is a messenger RNA of Oreochromis niloticus (Nile tilapia), 992 nucleotides long. RefSeq lists its product as uncharacterized. The coding region runs from base 63 to 968 and encodes 301 amino acids. The record is from RefSeq and is a predicted model, not a curated record. The transcript has 2 exons. NCBI's taxonomy places the organism in Eukaryota, Metazoa, Chordata, Actinopteri, Cichliformes, Cichlidae.